Paramecium sonneborni is the source of this 1409-nucleotide messenger RNA. The record is from the annotation of a GenBank genome assembly. Lineage: Eukaryota; Ciliophora; Oligohymenophorea; Peniculida; Parameciidae.
AUGUGUUGUUGUAAUUUUAUCUUAAAGAACUUGUAACUAAGCCUAAAAGAAAUUGCAAUUUAAGAGAUAAAAUUAAUUUUAAUAAUCAAAGAUCCGAACUUUUAAUGGAAAUAUAUUAUGCUUUGGAGGAAGUUUAUUGUAGAGUAUAAGAUAAAAUAAUUUGAAGUUAAAUAAAAUUAACAAAAGAUAUUAGGAUUAGUAAAAGGGCAAAUAAGCAAUUAAUACAUUGAUUUAAUUUAUAAGUUUUAUCUUCACAAAGAGUUUUGGCUUGCUUUAGAAUAAACCUUUAAUGGAAUGUUGAACUAGAGAAUAUUUAGAAAUAAUUUCAUUAAGUUAGCUAAAUGUUUGUAACAGAUUUAAAUGGUAAGCGUGAUGAUGAACAAGUUGAUAAAAUAGUAAAUUUAUUUCAUAUUUUAGAGUUUCAUUUAAAAUCUAUAAAAAUACCACUUAAGGAAGGAUAAAAACAUUCAUUAAAGUUUCAUUUAGAAUAGUGUUUAAAUUAUUGUUGGAAUUAAACAUAAAAUAGAUAAUUUAAUUUAAAGCAGCUUAAAAUUGUCUUAACUAUUUGAGGAAAGAAAUUAGUUAUUUUAUAAUUUUAAUAAAUGUAGAAGUAGUGAGUUUACUAAAUUUCUUACUUAAUAAUAAAUUUAAUUAUGAUAAAAUUUAGAUAUCAUUUAUCAAAUGUUUUGGCAUUUUAGAGAUGUGAAUCCUUUCUAUUUCAAAAUUAUUCAAAAUAUAGUUUUUCAAAUGUUGAAAAAGAAAACAAAAAUGAAAAAUAACAAACAGAUUUAGAAAAAUAGAACAUGUCAAAAAAAUAAGGUUAUGUUGCAAAGAUGAGAGAAGAAAUAAUCACGAAUGCAAUAGUAGCAUCUUUAAAAGAGAAAGGUAAGUUGAAAGCAAAGGAGGAAUAUCGUGCUGCAAUAUUAUUUGAAGAAAUUCUUAAUAGAGAAGUUGAUAUCAAGUUAUAUGAUACUAAGGGUAGAGCUUUUAUAAUUUCUUCGUUAUGGAAUUUCUUUUGGGUUGUUUUUGCUAGUUUGGGUUUGUAUACAAUAUUUAGAGAUGAUUAAUGGUAUAAAAAAAAAAUGGAAAUUUUUAAAGUUGCUAUUACCACAGGAUUUAUACUUACUAGAUUUAUUAAACAAAGGCAAUUUUAUAAAUAUUAAGUUGAAAAAGUAGUUUAUAACACAAAAUCUAAAUAAUUUACUAUCACUAAAAGAAAUAUUAUUGGAAUUAAAUAGGAUUAAGUUCUACAGAAGGAUCAUAUUCUAUAUACAUCUGACAAAGACUUGAAUUUCAAGAAAAUUAAUUACAUAAAUAUCAAUACUUUAGAAUGCUAUGGUAUAGGGUUCGAUUAUGCUUGGCUGAAGAAAGAUUUAUUUUCUCAUUUGAUUUAGUAAAAUAUAUCUUGA